Colletotrichum karsti is the source of this 834-nucleotide messenger RNA. RefSeq lists its product as uncharacterized. The record is from RefSeq and is a predicted model, not a curated record. Gene Ontology annotation, biological process: steroid biosynthetic process. Lineage: Eukaryota; Fungi; Ascomycota; Sordariomycetes; Glomerellales; Glomerellaceae. Gene Ontology annotation, molecular function: 3-beta-hydroxy-Delta5-steroid dehydrogenase (NAD+) activity. The transcript has 2 exons.
CUGGAGGCGGUGACCGUGCCGGACAUCACCGCACCCGAUGCCUACGGCAAUGCGUUGCAGAAUGUGGACUUCGUCGUCCAUUGCGCGUCCCCUUUCACGUUCAACGUGACCGAUAUUCAGAGAGAUCUCCUCGAUCCCGCGAUCAAAGGGACAGCGGAGAUUAUGAAAGCCAUCGACCGCGCUCCGUCAGUUAAACGGAUCGUGCUGACCUCGUCCUUCGCUGCGGUCAUCGACCCGUUCAAGAACCCCCGCCCGGGCUACACAUAUACCGAAGCCGACUGGAACCCAGUGACGCCCACGCAAGCCCUUGAGAACCAACUCUUCGGGUACCAGGCAAGCAAGACGUUCGCCGAGCGGCUCGCAUUGGACUUCACCGAGAUACAGAACGCGAAAGGUCGUGAUCUCUCAUUAAUAGCCAUCUGCCCCCCAAUGAUACUGGGACCUGUUCAUCCAGCCUCUGGAAUCACCUCCGCCAACCCCAACGAGUCUUCAGCCCAGCUCUUGAACGCAUUGUCUGCGCCCGAGGUACCGCCAACCCGGAUGCCUGUGUUUGUGGACGUACGAGAUGCUGCGAAGGCUCAUGUACUGGCAUUGAAUCUUGACAAGGUGCGGGCGGAUGUGAGCGAGCGCUUCUUGGUCUGUGGAGGCAAAUUCACCUGGGCCGUUGUCGGGGACAUUCAUAGGGGGGUUCGAAUGACGGAAGAGGUUUUCGCGCCAUCUAAUGGGUAUUACUCUAUCGAUGCUGGGAAGGCCGAGAAGGUGCUAGGGCUGGUGUGGACUUCUCUUGAAUCUGCAGUGGAAGACUGCAUCGCCAGUUUGAAGCCGUACGCAUGA